Messenger RNA from Cajanus cajan (pigeon pea), 3076 nucleotides. Its product is annotated as heat shock 70 kDa protein 15. Gene Ontology annotation, molecular function: ATP binding; ATP-dependent protein folding chaperone. Gene Ontology annotation, cellular component: nucleus; cytosol. The record is from RefSeq and is a predicted model, not a curated record. Gene Ontology annotation, biological process: protein folding. Lineage: Eukaryota; Viridiplantae; Streptophyta; Magnoliopsida; Fabales; Fabaceae.
CAAUUUAACAAGUAAAAAGGUCACAAAAGAAAUUAUAAAAGAAAUCUAAAAUUGUAUUUCGGCCCCCAGGCAAAGCAAACUCAAGGGUCUAGCUCUUUAUUAAGGUCUCUCUCUUCACUAGUCCGUUAAUACGCUGCGCCUCUUCAACCUUUCAGAUUGUUCCAGAACCCCUAAACCCUUUCCUCCUUCUUCGAUCGCUUUUUCUGAUAUUCUUUUUGACUGAGAUCAACCGAAGAUGAGCGUGGUUGGUUUUGAUUUUGGUAACGAGAGCUGCAUUGUUGCUGUUGCGAGGCAAAGGGGGAUUGAUGUCGUGCUCAAUGAUGAGUCCAAGCGUGAAACUCCUGCAGUUGUAUGCUUUGGUGACAAACAACGGUUCCUUGGGACAGCUGGGGCUUCGUCUACUAUGAUGAACCCAAAGAACUCGAUCUCACAGAUAAAGAGGUUAAUUGGUAGACAAUUUGCUGAUCCUGAAUUACAGCGAGAUCUGAAGUCAUUGCCUUUUGUUGUAACUGAAGGACCCGAUGGAUAUCCAUUAAUUCAUGCCCGGUACUUGGGUGAAACUAAAACAUUUACACCUACCCAAGUAUUCGGAAUGAUGCUAUCAAACCUUAAAGAAAUAGCUCAGAAAAAUCUGAAUGCUGCUGUUGUUGAUUGCUGCAUUGGAAUUCCAGUUUAUUUUACUGAUCUUCAGAGAAGAGCAGUCUUGGAUGCUGCCACUAUUGCAGGUUUGCACCCACUGCGCCUGUUUCAUGAAACGACAGCAACUGCAUUGGCUUAUGGAAUUUAUAAGACGGAUCUUCCUGAAAAUGAUCAGCUAAAUGUUGCCUUUGUUGAUAUUGGACACGCUAGCAUGCAAGUGUGCGUUGCUGGAUAUAAAAAGGGUCAGCUGAAAGUGCUGGCCCAUUCAUAUGAUAGGUCCCUAGGUGGGAGGGACUUUGACGAGGUUCUUUUCAAUCAUUUUGCUGCAAAGUUUAAGGAAGAGUACAAGAUUGAUGUAUUCCAGAAUGCUAGGGCUUGUAUAAGGUUGAGGGCUGCUUGUGAGAAGCUGAAGAAAGUGCUUAGUGCUAAUCCAGAGGCACCUUUGAACAUUGAGUGCUUAAUGGAUGAGAAGGACGUUAGAGGCUUUAUCAAGCGUGAUGAGUUUGAGCAACUAAGUCUUCCAAUAUUGGAACGAGUGAAGGGACCUUUGGAGAAGGCACUUGCAGAGGCAGGUCUUACCGUUGAGGAUGUGCACAUGGUUGAGGUGGUUGGUUCUGGUUCUCGUGUACCAGCUAUUAACAAAAUAUUGACUGAGUUCUUCAAAAAAGAGCCUAGGCGGACAAUGAAUGCAAGUGAAUGUGUUGCCAGGGGUUGUGCAUUGCAAUGUGCAAUUCUCAGUCCAACUUUUAAAGUGCGGGAAUUUCAGGUCAAUGAAAGCUUUCCUUUCUCAAUUUCUCUCUCGUGGAAAGGUUCCAGUCCUGAUACACAGGAAAGUGGACCAGAUAAUAAGCAAAGUACCCUUGUAUUUGCCAAGGGCAAUCCCAUACCAAGUGUCAAGGCACUGACAUUCUACAGGUCAGGAACCUUUUCUAUUGAUGUUCAAUAUGAUGAUGUGAGUGGUUUGCAAACACCUGCAAAGAUCAGCACCUAUACUAUUGGCCCUUUCCAAUCUUCACAUAAUGAAAAGGCAAAAAUUAAAGUCAAAGUUCGGUUGAAUUUGCAUGGAGUUGUAUCAGUCGAAUCUGCAACUCUCGUGGAAGAGGAAGAGAUUGAGGUUCCAGUUUCCAAAGAAUCUGCAGCAGAAAAUACCAUGAUGGAAACUGAUCAAGCUCCUGCUGAUGCUGCCGCACCUCCUAGCACCAAUGACAAUGAUGUUAACAUGCAAGAUGCUAAUGCCAAAGCAACUGCUGAAGCCCCUGGGGCCGAAAAUGGUAUCCCUGAGACAGGAGAUAAGCCUGUGCAAAUGGAUACUGAUACCAAGGUUGAGGCUCCAAAGAAGAAGGUGAAGAAAAUAAACAUUCCUGUUGCAGAGUUAGUUUAUGGAGCAAUGGUAACCGUGGAUGUCCAGAAAGCUGUAGAGAGGGAAUUUGAAAUGGCUUUGCAAGAUCGAGUGAUGGAGGAAACAAAAGACAAGAAAAAUGCAGUAGAGGCUUAUGUUUAUGACAUGAGAAAUAAGCUUAAUGACAAAUACCAAGAGUUUGUCACUGAUUCAGACAGGGAAGCAUUAACUGCUAAACUUCAGGAGGUGGAAGACUGGCUAUAUGAGGAUGGUGAAGAUGAAACUAAAGGUGUAUACAUUGCCAAACUAGAAGAGCUCCAGAAGCAAGGUGAUCCAAUUGAAGAGCGAUACAAAGAAUACAUGGAGAGGGGUACAGUAAUUGAUCAGCUCAAAUAUUGCAUAAAUAGUUACAGAGAAGCUGCAAUGUCAAAUGAUCCCAAAUUCGAUCACAUUGACAUCAACGAGAAACAGAAGGUCUUAAAUGAGUGUGUGGAAGCAGAGAACUGGCUCAGGGAGAAGAAACAGCAACAGGACUCACUUCCAAAAUAUACCACUCCUGUACUUUUGUCAGCUGACAUAAGAAAGAAAGCUGAAGCUGUUGACAGGUUCUGUAAGCCUAUUAUGACAAAACCAAAGCCAGCACCAAAGCCAACCACUCCAGAAGCGCCAGCAACCCCACCUCCUCAGGGUGGUGAGCAGCAACAACCACCAUCUCAAGAGAAUCCUAAUGCUAGCACUAAUGAAAAUGCUGGGGACAAUGGUAAUGCUGAACCAAUGGAGACUGACAAAUCAGAGAACACCGGAUCUGCAUAAUUUUUGUUGUUGAUUUUGCCUGGUCUCUUAUGUUUUGUAUAACAUGAACUGUGGUUGCAAAAAUAGAUAUGGAUGGAUGAGUUAUGCCGAGAUUCUUGCUGGAAAAAUAGGUAAUGGGUGAAUUAUGGUCCUUGUGAUCCAGAUUUUUUUUUUUUCCUUUCAAAGCUACGUUUCUAGGUUUAGAUUAUUUGUGUACCAUUUUCUAUUUUCUAUUUCUACAAGUGGAAUUACAAUACUUGUUUUCUUGAGUUAAAUGCUCAGAUAUUCCUUUUGCGAGGCAUUAUA